AUGGCGGCCGCCCGCGCUCAGGCAACUACCGCCGCUCACAACUCACCCCUCGCUCCUUCCCGUCCAAGAACCCUCACAUCGACAUAUACCCUCCCUAAUGGCCCUUGUACACAUCGCGAUCUCGCCUUCGGUUCGUGCGGGUGUAAUCAAUUCUGGGACGUAAGCAACGCCGACGUCCAUGUUGGUAGCACCGGGCAGGGCGCGAGCAAUGAGCGCUCUACAUAUUGCGUAUGCGGCCAUCAUGCUUGCUUCCAUCUACAGACCCCGCGCAUAGAUGAUGCUCUUGAUACCCAUAUGGCAGAGGCGCAGAACCUGAACUCAAUAGAACGUGAUGGACCAAAUUAUAUCAUGCGACCUUCGUCGCAGACUGACCAUGUCCAACAAGGCAUGCUCAAUCACAUGGUGGGACCGUUGAUACAAUCAGCGGACCCCCUUCAUACCAGAGAUGAACAACCCACCGCUCCUCCACUUGAUGUAUCUGGCUUGCCUCGAGUACCUUCCGUCUGUCUUCUGUCACACGAGAGACGGGAACGUCACGCACGAGCUAAUAAUAUAGGUAGGCUGGUGAGCGAUGACACUUCCCAGGCGCGUCGAGAUUUCGCUGGUCUCGGCCUCUCGUUGUCAAAUCUGGGGAAUGAACAGCACGCUACCGAUCUACACCUUUCUACCUUGCCCACUCUGCCCAUGCCGGCGCCAGUGGUCUUGAAUGCCCCAGAAUCUAUCGACGAACCAGAGAUCUCCCCUUCGACUAGAGCCAAUUCCGUCCUUGACCCAAACAGCUCUACCGGUAACCCUACAGGCCAUCCCACAGGUCGGCCAAAUCCGUGGCCCCUACUCCCGUCUAUAGAUGUUGGCGGAGAUACGAUCCCCGACACAUAUAAUCCAGACGAAUUCAUUCAGAGUGCCACGGAAGUGGCAACGCCCAGUGCCGCAAAUACACCCGACUUGGGAAUCGCCGACCAAGCCGUUCACGAGGGAAAGAGGUUCGUGGAAACCUUAGCAAAGCUGAUGCCAAACACAGAGCAGAGGAACGUCGCGGAUCUUAAACAGGAUAACUCGGCGUCCGUCCAGGUCGCGACCAAAUUUCCCUCCAAUUCCCCGAUCCAUGCGCAACUACAACAUGCUCUCAGGACAGGGUCCCCUCAGACUCUACAAAAGAUAGCGGCAUAUCUCGCGCCGUUGCACAACCUUUUGAACUCGAUGCCCAAUGUCGCGAACGCAAUGAGAGAUUUGACCAAUCGCCUGGACUAUCUGGAAAAUAACUCCUUCAAUCAUGUGCAGCCUGAUGACUUCCACACUACGAUGGAUCUGUACGAUGGGAGGCUUCUUGAACUCGAACAUCGCAUGGACGAUCAUGACAAGAUGCAUCAAACCAUCGAUACCGAGCAGGGAAGCGGAUCAUUUCCGCGUCGCAACAUCACCUCAGUCACGGAGUCUUUCGGAUCAAACAAUUCGUUCUGUUCGACUACGUCUUCGGCCAUGAUUCUUGCUGCCAUGGAUCGCAAGGGAAUGGAGAGCGAACUCGGCGAGAUCAAGGAACGUCUAGACAUCCUGGAAGCGGCCGCCCAGCCCACUAUGAGCAACUCGUGGGAGGUCGAAGUCGUAUUGCUCCCUUGGGGAACUGAACUCCAUGGUAUCUGGUUUCCCGCGGAUGAGCCAAUGCAUGAUCCUACCAAGGCAAUCACCCAGAAUUCCGAAGAGUGGACGCAGGCGAUCGCUUCAGUGCACGGCCAGCGCGUAGACAACUCCCAAAGCAUGGUCGAUCCAAGCACGACCACGAGCGACGGGCAAGUCAUCCCAUCAAAUUUCCCAAGCAGUCAGGAGUCAAAUGCUUGGGAUGCUCAGGCUAUCACCGAGUGGGCAACAGGUCCCGCUGACGAGUGGCUAUUCCCUAAGGCCUGCGGGAGCAAUAAUCUGGUCUACAAAAGGCUUCAAAGUCGAGGCUUCAUCAAGAACGUGACGCUCACGAGUUCAAACUCCAAGGACAUCCAAGCUGCACUCACAACAGCUUUCCGCGACUUGGUUGAGCUUCUGGAGUACGACGGCCAAGACAACUCGAUCGUAAGUUUGCAUCCAGGCCUGCUGGCGACCUUCAUUCCACUUCGAAAGGUCGUGAAAUCAUCCAGGCUUGAAUUUCUCGCGCCGUCAGAGAUGUCCACGUCUGCAUUAUGGUCAACGCAAUUUCUUGCCGCCGGGGUCAUGAUGCGCGUUUCUGGUGGAAAGAAGAGGCUGUACGUUACACAACGAGAGGCGUACAUGCAGCAUAGCGAUUAUGAGGAGGUUUCAUGGACCUGGCAACAGCUACGACAACUUCCUCGGCACCAGCCAGACAUGGACUCACAGAUGGAGGGAAAUGAUGAGCACUGCCAGCCACGCGUUGAGGAGGCAGACGCGAAGGAAGCCUGCUGGGCUUACGUCGAAGCAUACGACGCUCCUCCUCCCAGCGUAAACGAAUCCUUCAGCAGCCACCAAUCGGCCCCGAUGGAAUUGUCGAUGCGGCCUGCCGGCAGGGAAUGGCGAAGGUCCAUCACCCCUACCUCAAUUCUGAAGGUCCGCCAGCAGCAGCCGCUGUCUCCUUCCAGUGGACGGUAUCUCACCCGGCCGAUGCAAGCUCGGCCUCGUACGGCAUCUACCUCUGUCCUUGAAAGGAAUCUCUCUGGCAUACAGAAAAGACGUCUCAAUUCGUCCCCCGUCAAGCAACAUUCGGCGCCGCAAUCAGUCUGGCGCACUCCUAGCGUUUCUACUUUACGACCGAAACGCAGGCGAAUCCUUCGCUCCUCAUCAUCACCAUCUGGGCAGGUUGCAGGGUUGGGCGGCACUGAAGAUAUCUUGGAGAAAGACAAACCUCGUCCGUCACGUGAACUACCAUCGCCAUUGUCGUCAUCCCAUCCCGCACUUCCAAGGACUAGUUCUGAUAUAACGAGCCGGAGCCAACGCUCUGUGGCUAUAGUGGGAAGGACUACACCAUUUGCGUAUGCCACGCCAUAUUCGGGUCCAGUAAGUGGUGGCCGGCCAAAAUUUGGCGGUUUCGACGACCAUCCUGGUGAUACGGAACCUGAUGAUGAUGAUUACGACGGCAAUGACGACGACGACAGCGGCGAGGAUGACAUCAGUUGGGAUGGCGUCGAUGACGACGGUCACAGCGACAUCGCAGCAACCUCGACUUCUGGAUCAGACCUACACACUCGCGGGCUCAACGACCCUGCCAGCUUUUCCAGUGACGAGAGUGGUUUCGGGAGUGAGAGCAACCAGGAGGACAGCGAUGCCGACGCUGUCGAUGUCAACAUGCGUGCUCCCGAAGGCGAUGACGAUAACAAUGGGUUCGGUGCCCAACGGCAGACAGACGGCGAGGAGGAAGAAGAUGUUUUCGAUGCUCUUUUGGGCGUACUUGAGCGUUGA
Aaosphaeria arxii CBS 175.79 is the source of this 3399-nucleotide messenger RNA. RefSeq lists its product as uncharacterized. The transcript has 3 exons. Lineage: Eukaryota; Fungi; Ascomycota; Dothideomycetes; Pleosporales. Bases 1 to 3399 code for a protein of 1132 amino acids. The record is from RefSeq and is a predicted model, not a curated record.